CGUGAUUUCAAGAUGGCAGAUGACAAAACUGGGUUGCUCUCGGGAGGGAACAAAAGUUCUGUACCAUCUUCGCCCUCUGCUGGCCCUUCAGAUGAUGCUCUGUACCAUGACAGCGGUCAGACUCCAAGAGCUAAACUGCUUCAAAUCGGUUUUGUGGUCCUUACAGGUUUUAUGGUUGGUUUGAGCAUCAUCCUAAGUAUAGUCCGAGGUGCCCAGCUUCGUCAAAAUGGAGGAUUGUACUUCAUGCUCGGCAUAAGCUUGAUUGGCUUUGUGGUGAUAGAAGUACUAAUGGUUAUUUUCAUUCGAAAAGGAGAUCUUCCCAAGAGCAAGACAUGGUUUGUGUAUUUUAUUGGACUUUGCGUCAUACUUGAAGCCAUAUUCACUGAUGUCCUGCUGUAUCAGUGAAAUGCAUCAUACUUGAAGCCAUAUUCACUGAUGUCCUGCUGUAUCAGUGAAAUGCAUCAUACUUGAAGCCAUAUUCACUGAUGUCCUGCUGUAUCAGUGAAAUGCAUCAUACUUGAAGCCAUAUUCACUGAUGUUCUGCUGUAUCAGUGAAAUGCAUCAUACUUGAAGCCAUAUUCACUGAUGUCCUGCUGUAUCAGUGAACAUUUUUCAUUCCGAUUUUUACUUGGAAAAUUAAAGAUGGAGGAAGUCUUCCUUGAACCCUUUCAUCAGGAGAUGCUUAUUAACUUUUCUGCAUGCCUUUAGGCCAGGUAAAAAUAAAAAAAUGCUUCUUGUCCAGCCCUCCUCGAUUUUGGCCACUGUCUGAAAAUAAUUUUCGUUUUACAUUUUUCCACCACUAUAUUUACUUUUUGAGUCAGAUUACACAUGUGCUGCAUGCUGACAGCUCUGCCGUUAUAUGGGUAUGAUUCUCCUCGAUCCUGAUGAUUUUAAAUCACGAUUCAGGGGAUUUCAUUCAAUCUGGUAGGUUUUGUUUAGUGGAUAUCCUGUCUACCGGCAGUUCCAAAAAAAUGUCCUUUCAUCCCGAUUUCGAGAAUAGGUUGGACAAGAAACAAUUUAAAAUCUAUACCUGGCCUAAGCGUCUAUUCUAAUAAAGGAGCCCUGGGAAUGCUAUUAACACCGGUGUAUCAAAUUACCGGUUUGUAGUUUCUCAGAGAAUCCUUCAAUGUACAGUAGAACCUCUCUAUUAAGGACACCCUCAGGACUGACAAAUGCUGUCCUGAUUAGAGAGGUCAAAUUGAAUGGAAACAAUCAAUUUGGGACCAGAACUAGUGUCCUUAAUAGAGAGGUGUUCGCUAAGGGAGGUGCCACUUUUUUCAUACAGUUGAAUAAAAUAUUAUGUAAAUUAUUUGAUUCAUUCAUACGCCCCUACGCUCCUGUCUCUAACUUCUUAUUAAAGGCCUGUGUUGUUUGUUAAAAUUGUACUUUCUUGUGCCACAAGUAAAUAGAAAUAAACAAUGCUUUCUGUACAGUAAACCAGAAAUAACUACAUGUUUGUGAUGAAAAUUGAGCUACUACAAUACUGUAUACCAUAUUUCGAGAAUUGAUAAAGACUGCUCUUUGUUAAUUCUUGAGUACCGGUAUAGUGUAUGCAUCAGCAAUCUUGGAUUUGUAUUCGUUGUGUAUUUACCUAUUGAAAAAAUUUCAAAUUCAAUUUCAAAUUUUGUACGACUGACAUAAAAAUAUGUGUGAGAAUGUUACCUGUAAUGCAUUUGCCAGUAAAUUUUGGUAGCAAAUGGGAUAUUUAGUCAACGGCCAAGUAAGCCAAUUUACCAAACUUUAAGCUUUGAGAAUAUUUUACAGUUUACAAUAUCUGGUUAUGCGAAGCCAGUGCUUGCAAGUGUAAUGUAUUUCUAAAGGUGAUUAUGUCAAGAUUGCAACAACAUUUGAAAAGUUUUUCCAAGGUUGAAAAACACACUGCUGGUUUGUCCUAUAGAAAACUAACAAAUUGGAAAACAUGUGUGGAUUGAAUUUGUGCAUGCCCCACAGGUUAAUUUACCUCGCAUGCAUAAUGUCAUAUUGUCCAUGUAUCAGAUGAACACAGUGUAUUUUAGACAAUUUACCAACAGCACACAUUUUGGAUGUUUUUCUUGUGAGGUAGCCAUUCUCCCAUGCCUCAAGAAGCACUAUCGAGGUCAGUCUGCUCGGUAUUAGGUUGGAAGGCCUAAUAAGAUUCUCAGCAAUCUGGGGGAUUCAUUCUCCAGGGUGUGUCCCCCUGCUGGGAGAAAUUCUAUUGUUUUCAUUAAUCACAUGUAGUAACUGAAAUGAAGUCAAACUGCAUGUAUUCAUAUCUACUAUUUUCCUUACUGCAACCAUGAUUCCUACCCAUAUUUAUCAUCAUUGUCUUUUCAAAAAUGUCCAGAAUUUCAUCCCUUUCGUCUUUAAAGGGGGACAAGCUAUAGGCAAGAGCUAGGCGGUCAAAUUGGUUUUCUCUAGGUGACUAAUAUGCACACUUGGGGACUGGGUCUUGGAUUGACCUAAUAAAUAAAACUACUUCUUAUCUUACACAAACAGUGCCAAUGUACUGUGAGAUGGCAGAGACACCUAUCUGCAGUUGUGAGUAACUUAAUCUGACCUACUUAGCUGUUGCCUAUAAUUUAAGUAUUGUACACAGAUCAGUAAGGAAGAGUCUGUUGUGUCCUAAAUCUAAAUCUAUUUAUAAGUUAUACCAGUCGCUGUAUAUGUUUGAUACACUGACUGGUUUGUACAUUGUACAUGUACAUGUACGUCAUAUUUAAUGUAUAAAUCUUAUUACUAUUUUCA
Lineus longissimus is the source of this 2724-nucleotide messenger RNA. RefSeq lists its product as uncharacterized. The coding region runs from base 13 to 405 and encodes 130 amino acids. The transcript is spliced from 4 exons. Lineage: Eukaryota; Metazoa; Nemertea; Pilidiophora; Heteronemertea; Lineidae. The record is from RefSeq and is a predicted model, not a curated record.